Paramormyrops kingsleyae is the source of this 2257-nucleotide messenger RNA. RefSeq names its product cadherin 16, KSP-cadherin (gene cdh16). Gene Ontology annotation, biological process: cell-cell adhesion mediated by cadherin; cell-cell junction assembly; homophilic cell-cell adhesion. Gene Ontology annotation, cellular component: adherens junction; plasma membrane; cytoplasm. The record is from RefSeq and is a predicted model, not a curated record. Gene Ontology annotation, molecular function: beta-catenin binding; cadherin binding; calcium ion binding. NCBI's taxonomy places the organism in Eukaryota, Metazoa, Chordata, Actinopteri, Osteoglossiformes, Mormyridae.
GGCUGCGCAUUAAUGCGCGAGCGCACCUUUGGGGAGGGAAUCCUGCACAAUCUCUGGACCAAAGCAGAUUUGCUUUUUUUUUCUCCUUCAAACCUUCACUAUCCCUGCUUACAGAGAACAGAGGAUUCCUGCGAGGCUUCGCUCUAAUGGGGACUUACAGGGUCUUGGCGUUGGGACUUAUCUUUUUGCUCCAGGCUUUCACUUUAGGGUCAUGUAAAGCAGAAGAGCCAUGUCAGCCUAGGAUCUCAUCAAAGCUCUUCACCUUUAAUGUAGAUCGAGCACAUUUGGAGAAGGGCAGGAGGCUGGGGAGAGUUCUGUAUGAUGACUGCGGUGGUCAGCACAGGUUCCUCUUUACUUCAAAGGAUUCCAGAUUUAAGGUGGACUCUGAUGGGACUGUCUUGAUCAAAAGGCCCUUUAUCCUACAUGAAGGUCGGAAGAUCUUCUCAGUUCAUGCCUGGGACUCAAAUGGUAGGAAGUUCAUUGUGAGAAUCAGGGUCCAGCUUAAGCCACAAACCAGCCAUGUGGAAAAUGUCCCUACUGAGCAGUUUGAGGGCAGUGAGUCUGUCCCAGGGCUGGAGUUUUUGUCCUCAACUGGUCUCAAAAGAAGGAAGAGAGACUGGAUGAUUCCUCCAAUCACAAUUCUUGAAGGUGAAAUGGGUCCCUUUCCUAAGGCGGUAGUGAAGGUCAGGUCCAGUGAGGAUAAAGAAGUUAAAAUGCAGUACUGGAUUACUGGUCCUGGUGCAGAUGAGCCACCUAAAGACAUUUUCACUAUGGACAGAAACUCUGGCAGCCUCUUCGUAACACAACCUUUGGACAGAGAGCAGUGUUCAAGCUAUACUCUUAUGGUUCAUGCUGCUGCUCUUGGAGAUAGCAAAGCUGCAGAUCCUACAGAGAUCAAAAUUAUAGUGUCUGAUCAGAAUGACAACAAGCCUGUCUUUACACAAGAUGCAUUUAUGGGCAAUGUUUCAGAAGCCGUGGGUGCAGGGUAUGAGAUCCUGAGUGUCACGGCAACUGAUGCUGAUGAUCCUGAGACUUAUAAUGCAGACUUAAGAUACAGCAUUUUAAGUCAAGAUCCACCUCUACCAGUUCCAGACAUGUUUGCUAUUGAUCCUACUAGUGGGCAGAUCCGACUGAAUAAUGCUCAGCUUGAUAAGAAGAAAUACCCUCAGUAUACACUGACGGUUAAGGUUGCUGAUAUGACAGGAGAAGGUUACCCAGCUACCUGUAAAGCCAUAAUCACCGUGACAGAAUGACCGCGCUCGUCAAAAUCUGUAACUUAGGGGGCCGCAGUUUAAGAAGCUGGCAGACUUUGGUGGUGGUGAAGGGGACUGAAGGUCAUGUGACAGACUUUGUGCUUGUGCCCAUUAAGUCCUGUGCCGCUCUGUCCUAACAGACUGUUGCCUUGCUGUCUGGUUUUUGCUUCACAUUUGUGGUUUAAUGGGAGUUGCUUUUGAAUGUGAGAUCAUUCUCAUGCAAAAGGCAGUGCUAUGGGGCUGGGACCUUCGUGAGCUUGAGUUUGUGUAUAAUACAGUGCUCACAGACAGUCUUGGGACGCUUGAUUCUAUGAAAUGUUAACAUACCUGCACAUAUGUUCCUUACACACAUCUUCUCUUUGUGUCAUUUUUAUAAACUGAGUCAUUCAGCUCUGAUCUUUUCAUUUUGCUAUUGAUUGCAAUUGUAGUAAUUGGCUCUCAGAAUGAUACUAAACGCAAAUGGUUUGGUGUUUUAUGUUAUUGCAAAGGUGUUACUAUUUAAAAAGCACCCAAUGAGACAUAUUGUUAGUGAGCUUCUUCACUGGAACUGCUCUUUUAGAACUGUAAUUUGGGUUUCAGUGUAUUGCUACUUAAAAUUAAUUAGUUUUACUUAAAACUCCUGGUUGUUUCUAAUGUGAUGUAUAUUUUUGUAAAUGAAUAAAGUAAUUAUUUUUUGUUAUAAAACCAAAAAAUUUGCAAUAUUUUUACUGAAUUAAGCAAGCACCCCGACUUCCUGUGAGCUGUGAUAUAUAAAAUGUAUAUCAGCUGAACUUCGAUUCAUUUUCAAAAUGUUGCAAAAUGUUAUUAAAUGUGAUUAAUGUUUUAUAGGGCUUUAACUUGCUAUUAUAGUGCUUUAACUGAGCUCUUUGAUUUCCUGCAUAGCCAUGCUUAGAGACUUAUAGGCUUGUAUCCUCAUGUAUUUUUUCACUCUUCACUCUUUCAUUAAUUGUGAUUUUAAUUAGGAAGUUUUGUUAAAGACCUUUAUUAAAAAUGUUAAAAACAAA